CGACGCCCACUACGUGAUUGGCGAAGGUGACGCGCGGGCUGUUGCAACGUCAAACAUCGUCCCCCUAGUUGUGCCAUGCGCAGUGACGGUUGUUAUUGUUGAGCUGGUUGUUAUGGCUGGACAAGGCCUCGGACUAAACUGAAAGAGGUCCCCCCCCUCGCACCACCCCGUCUCCGCUACGGGACACCCGCCACCCCAUGGAGGGCACGGACAUGGACGUGGACGCGGAGCUCAUGCAGAAGUUCAGCUGCAUGGGCACCACGGACAAGGACGUCCUCAUUUCGGAGUUCCAGAGGCUGCUGGGCUUUCAGCUCAACCCAGCCGGCUGCGCCUUCUUCCUGGACAUGACCAACUGGAACCUGCAGGCUGCUAUUGGUGCAUAUUAUGACUUUGAAAGUCCCAACGUCAACACGCCAUCCAUGUCCUUUGUUGAAGAUGUGACAAUUGGGGAAGGAGAGUCCGUUCCUCCAGAUACACCGUUCACAAAGACCUGGAGAAUACAAAACACAGGUGCAGAGUCGUGGCCACCUGGGGUUUGUCUCAAAUACAUUGGUGGGGAUCAGUUUGGGCAUGUAAACACAGUUCUGGUAAAGUCCCUAGACCCCCAGGAAAUAUCAGAUGUGAGUGUGCAGAUGCGAAGUCCCACAGCUCCAGGCAUGUACCAGGGCCAGUGGAGGAUGUGUACAGCCACCGGAUUAUUCUAUGGAGAUGUGAUCUGGGUAAUUCUUAGUGUAGAAGUUGGAGGUCUCCUCGGCGUGACCCAGCAGCUGUCCUCCUUCGAGACAGAAUUCAAUACCCAACCCCAGCGCAAUGUGCAGGGAGACUUCAACCCCUUUGCCUCGCCACAGAAGAACAAGCACGACGCCACUGACAACAGCUUCACAGAUCCUGGCGGGGCGUGGGAACGCACGCAAGAGCCAAUCCAGCAAGAUCAAAAUGGACAGUCUCAUAAUGCUGUAAAUAGGGCGUCAAAUGGUCUCCAAACCAAUCUUUCUGUGGUGACUUAUGGUCAGGGUAUUCAUGGACCGUAUCCAUUUGGACAGAGCUAGAAUGACAAAGAGCCCCUCCCCACAUCACACCAUGGUGGAUGAUGAGAUUACCACCCUGGCAGUCUUUAAAUGCAGAGAAGUCGGACAGGGGGGACGGAGGAACUGUUGUUUUAUAUUGACUCAUGACAACCUUCUCCUCUACCCUGUGGUCCUUUCCACAGAAACACAAACUACAGUGAGGGGAUGGAUUACAUCUGCUACAGUGAAACAUCCCACCUGACAUCAACACCCGGAUACGCAUGUGUGAAUGCUUCAUUUAAGAGUGCUAUAAAACCUUACAAAUAGAUACACACGACUAUUUUUAUUUCCACUGUAAAACACGCCUAAUUAAAGGGAAAAUCAACCCCUGAACAACCUACAUACAAUUUAGUAUUCCCAUGGACAAAUUAAUACUUUGUUUCAGGGUUUCUACACAGGUCUGGGAAUGUUUUGGAAAAUUGCUGAGAAUAGUCCAAAAUUAAUGUGAUCAUUGAUAAUAAAAAAAAAAUAUAAAAAAAAAAAAGAGAAAGAAAAGUGCUUAAAAAUACUCUUGACAACAUAUGAUGGACUGUCAUGUUUCAAGUAUUUUUGUGGAGAAUAGUUGGAUUUAUGCCUGAGAGGACUAAUAGUUACCACCAAUAUUUGUUUUUGUAUUACACUUUACUCAAAAGUUACUGUUGUAAACAGUGUUCCCCUUUUCGGGCUAAAAGUAAGCAGUUUUUCACCCUCCUUGAACCCUCCCAGGUUGCUGAGGCAGUUCAAAUAACACGUGGCCCUGAAAAAAGUAUAUAUUUUUUUUUUAUACUGGCACGAAGACAUUAACAAGACUAACAAAAAAUUCAUAACACAUGUUGGACCAUUUCUUACAUUACUCACUGUCGGUAACCGAAAAACAUCUUUGACACAACAUUUGAAAUUAAGUAACACAAUUACAUUGCUCUCAGGAGUCAAGCAUCUGUUUAAUUACAGCCAAAAACAAACCCAUGUUUAUCACGUCUGAAAGAAGUAUUGGCUUCCAAACAAUGAUCAGACACAUAUUAAACACCACAUGUUCACAUUCAAAGAUAUUCAAAAAUGGGGCAAAUAUCCUCCAUUUCCACUUUUGCAAAGAAAAUAGGGACCAUGCCUGUUUAGGAACCCUGUCUCUCCCAAAGAUAAAAUCCAGGGAACCACGACACUAAUCUGUUCUGUCUGCAGGUUUCCCACUUCAGACUGUAUGGGAUGUGUGUAUGUGUUUUUUUUUAGGGUAGGUUUUUGCUUUAAAUAGAUGCUGAAGCGCAAAAGGAUGCAAGAGUUUACGCAAGUGAGCUGUGAGGAAGGGUUUAAAAAAAGCCAUCUAAAUCGAUUUCGCCUGGUGAGGGACUGCAGUUCUGAGUCCAUGUCCUGUGUGUGUGUGUGUGUGUGUGUGCGCGCGUUCGCGUUCGCGCGCCUGUUAAGGUUGCAUGUAUGUUAUGGUUUCUCUUUGGAUUUAACUGACAUAAAAAUGGUGUAUACUACUUGGGCAAAGGAUGACGUGUCUAUUCACAUACAGAUCGAUAUGGAGAGAGCUUCACUGGCCGUGUACCUCUGAAGUAUUUGUUGAGUGAUUCGGCACCGUUUGGAUGAACUGACUCACUAACUGACUUAUUUAUUUGAUGUCUUGUUGUGCACUGCGGAUGCAAAAAGUCCCAUGUAUAGCCAGCAGGUGGUGCUAAAAAUCAGAUUUCUUCAACUCCCCAUCAUGCUAAGUACAUAGUAAAGAAAAAAUAAUACGUUGUAGUCUGAGAAUAUUUGAAUAUGAAAAUUAAUGGUUUGCAUCAGCUUUAUUGGCACUGAUAUUCGUUUACUGCUAUUUGCACAACACUGUCCACCACUUCUGAGGUGAUACUGUGAUACCAGUAUUUUCCAGAAGGUUCUAUUGUUUUUUUUUUGCUUAUCCGCUCUCCCCUAAAGGCCUAUGUUCUUCAGAGCUUUAAUGUUUGUUUUCAAAGUGUUAACCACAAAGUUUUAAAAGUUAGUUUCAUCACUGCACCGGUGAUGUCUGACUUUGAAAAUGAAGAUUGGUUGAUGUUUACAUUCACAUCACACAUUUAGGUUUUGCAUGCCUGGAAAUGAGUUAUACAGGCUGUCUACUAUCACACCUGAAUUUUUACUUCAGUUUUGCUAUGUUCAUUAUGUCAGACAGUGCAUUUCAUCAUGUAGUUUGGGCUUAAAAAGAAAAUGGGGAAAAGUUGUUGACUCCACGAUGGUGUUACAAUUUUUUUCUAGGAGGAUAUUUUAAUUUAUCAAACUUGUUGUAGUUCUGAUCAUCUAAAUGUUAAUCAUCAUGAUCUUUAGAGUUGAUUGCUUCUAUGAUCAUUUGUACCCUGUUUGUACAAUUCACCAGCAUUCUGUGUUGCACCGCUGCUGUAUUUGUAUUGAGUCAACUGAUAGUCCUCCUCCCAAACAGUAUACACUGUUCUGCGUUUGCCUCUUUUAGUCACGUCUUUUUUUUUCUUUUUCUUUUUGUGUGUGUGCUUCCUUCCUUCUUGUGAGCUUGCUUGUGAGUGUUUUGGUUUGUGAGAGAGACAGAUGGUGAGAAAUCUGAAUAUUGCUGGAUUCAUUCUCUAGUUUUAGUUUGUGACUAUGUACGGAUUUGAGAUGGGUGGUAUGGUGAGUGGAUGACAUGAACGUUUACAUAGUCCUUAAAUAGCACAUUUAUCUGAAGAGAAACUGUCAAAAUAAAGCUUUCCCCCCCCUGUAUCUAUAAUUAAGCAUUUGUAUGAUUAAAUUAACACUGAAACAAUGA
This is a messenger RNA of Perca flavescens (yellow perch), 3795 nucleotides long. RefSeq names its product inflammation and lipid regulator with UBA-like and NBR1-like domains (gene ilrun). Gene Ontology annotation, biological process: macroautophagy. Bases 198 to 1049 code for a protein of 283 amino acids. The transcript has 5 exons. The record is from RefSeq and is a predicted model, not a curated record. Gene Ontology annotation, molecular function: ubiquitin binding. Gene Ontology annotation, cellular component: phagophore assembly site. Lineage: Eukaryota; Metazoa; Chordata; Actinopteri; Perciformes; Percidae.